CAAGCUCCGCCUCCAUCUGCCGACCUACAUGUGGGUGAAAUAAGUCAUUUCAAAGGGCCCAUUUUCCUGUCUAUUGUCUUCCAAAGAUACAUUUGGCUAAAUCUUCAUUUGUGUAGAAAAGUGAUCACUACUUUGUUCAGUACAUUAGGCUUGUUAGAGCUGCUUUGUCUCAAAAUGAGUACAGUUAAUUUAACCAAUGAAGACAAUGACAAUGACAGUGAAUAUAUGCAAACUGGUGACAUGGACAUGACGUAUAUUUCAACUUCAUCCCAGCAGACUGAGCUGCCAGGUGGAGCUGAGCAGCAGACCAUGAGAGUUUACCUCAGAGUCAGGCCUUUCUCUAAAGAGGAACUCUCUGACAAGGAGGAUCAGGACUGUGUAGGGAUUGAAAACAGCCAGACUGUGACACUGAAUGCACCAAAGGGUUCUGCCAACAUGAAGAGCAGUGAAAAGGGCAUUGGCAUGUCGCUGCACAAAUUCUCCUUCUCACAGAUUUUUGGGCCAGAAAUGAUGCAGUCUGAGAUAUUUGAGGCCACAGUCAAAAGCCAGAUGUCUGAUUUCUUGGAUGGGAAGAAUGCACUGCUAUUCAGUUAUGGUGUAACCAAUGCUGGGAAAACCUACACAAUCCAAGGAACUCCAAAACAGCCGGGAAUACUCCCUCGGGUGCUGGAUGCCACCUUUCAGUACAUAGGAGGCCAUCUGUAUGAUGGGAUGGACCUGAAGCCCUACCUCAGGAAUGAUGCCCAAUAUCUGGACCCUGACCAAGUCAAGCAGGAGAAGAGUGCUAAAGCGGCCAUUUUUGCUUCAGUCAAAGAAGAGUGUGAACCUCUUAGAUCGAGCGGUUUAGAGUCCUGCUCUGCGUUGACAAGCAACCCAACAGAAGCAGACAGCAGCCAGUUUGCAUUAUGGGUAGCAUUCUUUGAAAUCUACAAUGAGUGUGUGUAUGAUCUGCUUCAAGCUUCCCUGUGCUCCAAGUCUAAGAAACGGUCUUCUCUUCGAGUGUGCGACGAUGGUGCUGGAAAUUGUUAUGUCAAAGAUCUCAGGUGGAUAAACGUCCUCACCCUGGCUGAAGCUUCCAAAGUACUACAGUUUGGAAACAAAAACAGAAGUGCCGCAGCCACAAAGUUGAACCAGUCAUCCAGCAGAAGCCACAGCAUAUUUACCAUAAAGUUACUGAAGAUCGAUGACAGUACAGUUACACGGAUCUCAGAGUUUUCUCUGUGUGACCUGGCUGGCUCUGAAAGAUGUAACAAAACCAAGACAUUUGGCGAGAGGCUGAAGGAGGCAGGGAACAUCAACAACUCCCUGCUUAUUCUGGGGAAGUGCCUCACUGCUCUACGCAACAAUCAGACUGAGGGAAUGAAGAACAGCUACAUCCCUUUCAGAGAGAGUAAGCUAACCAAGCUCUUCCAGGCCGUGUUCUGCGGCAAAGGAAGAGCGUCCAUGAUCGUGAACAUUAACCAGUGUGCUUCCACCUACGAUGAGACUCUCCAUGUUAUGAAAUUCUCUGCUGUUGCCAAACAGGUGGUGCAGGUGAUCCCAGACAAGACUCUGAAAUCUCUUGCACCUUGUUUGGUUGGCCGUGAUGGCAAGCCCCUGGUGAAGAAUGGGGUGAUGGACACCCAGGCCCUGGAGAGCUUCCUGUCUGAGGAGGAGCUGCUGGACGAGGAAGACGAGGCAAACAUGUCUUUGGCGACGGAGAAUGAGCUUGCAAAUAUGAUUGAGAGCCUGCGAACAAAACUACUAGCAGAGCGAAAAAGAAACCUUGUUCAGGAAAUGGAGAUCCGAAAUGAAAUGGGGGAUGCUAUGUUACAGCAGCUCAUGGAGAGUGAGGAACUCCGCAGUCGACAGAUAGAAGAGCUGAAGGAGAGCUUUGAAGAAAAGCUGGAGAACACUUUUGAGAUUUACAAGGAUGCUAUCAGAGAGCAUGCCUACCAGAGUGCGAUGAACAAUCUGGAAGAUGACUACGUACCUUUUGAUGAGUUUAUUGCUGAACAGGAUAAAGUAGAGACCCUGAAGCGCAAAGUUUCUGAGUUGGAGGGUUUAACGUCCAGUAUCGGAGGAUUGUGUGCAGUUCCAACAGUGGACCAGUCGUGCCAGACUCAUCCAUAUAAAUCAACAGAAGCAGCAGAAAAAAUUGCCAUUGACAGCAUUUGUGAGGAUAAACAACAGUUGAUCAUUUGCCUGGAGAAAAGACUGAAGGAUAUCAAUGUAAGACUUCAGAACACCAGAGAUGGCUACCUGGAGAAAUCGUCUGAAUUAGAUGAUUUACAGAGAAAGUCCAAGGAUCAGACUGAAUCAAUGGAGGAAAUCCUAUGGCAGAACGUUCAAAAUGAUCGGGAGAUCGCCUCACUGAAAUCAGAACUGGCGAAGCUUUCCCAGAAUUCCCCUAUGCUGCUCAGACCCAAAAGAGGCCUGCUCGCCAACAUCAGGGACGCUGUGACUUCUCCACGAAAGACUUCAACUACCCGAACGCCAAGAAAAACUGCACACCCCUAAAAAGCCCAGUAUCUGGAUACAGAUUUUAUCAUUUGGGUUUUAAAAAACUAUACAUGGACAGCUUUAGGGUACCUGGAAAGGAAACUGCAAGCAUAACAUUAUUUUUUUCAGAUUGUGUGUUUCUUAUGUAAUUAUGUGUUUUUAGUUUUCAAUAAAAAUGUAAUUGCUAAGAAUGAA
Notothenia coriiceps (black rockcod) is the source of this 2676-nucleotide messenger RNA. Its product is annotated as kinesin-like protein KIF20A. Gene Ontology annotation, cellular component: mitotic spindle; spindle microtubule; nucleus. Lineage: Eukaryota; Metazoa; Chordata; Actinopteri; Perciformes; Nototheniidae. Gene Ontology annotation, biological process: mitotic spindle assembly; microtubule-based movement; spindle elongation. Bases 175 to 2499 code for a protein of 774 amino acids. The record is from RefSeq and is a predicted model, not a curated record. The transcript has 18 exons. Gene Ontology annotation, molecular function: microtubule binding; ATP binding; plus-end-directed microtubule motor activity.